Messenger RNA from Cantharellus anzutake, 750 nucleotides. RefSeq lists its product as uncharacterized. NCBI's taxonomy places the organism in Eukaryota, Fungi, Basidiomycota, Agaricomycetes, Cantharellales, Hydnaceae. Gene Ontology annotation, biological process: carbohydrate metabolic process; pentose-phosphate shunt. Bases 1 to 750 code for a protein of 249 amino acids. The record is from RefSeq and is a predicted model, not a curated record. The transcript has 3 exons. Gene Ontology annotation, molecular function: 6-phosphogluconolactonase activity.
AUGUCGCAUCACCCACCUUCUCCGCCAGUGCUGCACUCGUUUGCAACGAAUGAAGAGCUUGUGAACGCUCUCGCAAAUUACAUUCUGAUUGCUCAAGCCGAGGCGAUCGAAAAGAAGGGAAGGUUCUCUCUGAGCGGACUGAUCGGCUCGAAUGCCAGAUGGGACAAAUGGCACAUCUACUUCUCUGAUGAGCGUCUUGUCUCACUCGAUUCUCCCGACUCCAAUUAUAAGCUUGUGGUGGACGAGGUCGUUUCGAAGACGCCUAUUCCAAGGAGCAAUGUUCACCCCAUCGACGCUUCCCUCCUGGACGAUAUCGAGGAACUCACAGACGACUACGAGCAACAGCUCGUCGAAUUCUUUGUAUCGAAGGAUUCGGCGCGUUUCCCCGUUUUCGAUCUCAUUCUGCUCGGUAUGGGGCCGGACGGACAUACUGCUUCUCUGUUCCCUGGUCACGACCUUCUAAGUGAAUCUUCAAGAUGGGUUGCAUAUAUUGAAGAUUCUCCCAAGCCUCCACCGAAACGGAUCACUCUCACGUUGCCUGUUAUUAAUCAUGCGGCUAGAGUGGUCUUUGUCGCUGCAGGAGAAUCGAAACAAGAUGUGCUCGCUACGGUUUUGGAUCAGCCUGAGGCAGGACUGCCCAGCAGCCGUGUGAGACCCGCACAUCCCGGGACGUUGCAUUGGUUCGUGGACGAUGCCGCCGCCAGGAAAGUAAAAUAUCCGAGGACACCGUACAUACACGGAAAGUUGUGA